AUGCUAAUAAAUCGAAAUAUUGAUAGCGAUGAUGAAUUCUUACACUACUUCGAUGAUGAUGUAGAUUCAGAAGAGUUGUUUGAGAUAAAUCCGAAAAAGAAAUCGUUAGAUUCAAUAAGUGAGGAAGAUUGCAAGAGUAGUGUUUUCUCUAUUGAUAUUCACGAAAAGAAAAAACUAGACGAUGUUGUUUAUGUAGUAGUUGGAGAAACUUGUUCAAGCAUGGAAGCACUUUCAUGGACUUUAAAGCACUUAGUGAACCCUAAUUCUACUAUUGUUUUUCUUAUACAUGUUUUUCCUAAAGCCAAGCGAAUUCCAACUCCACUGGGAAAAAUUCCAAGAAAAUAUGUGAGUCAAAAACAUGUUAACACAUACUUAAGCCAAGAGAAAAGGAAGAGGAAAAUAUUCCUUCAGAGGUUUAUUGACGUGUGUACUGCCUCAAAAGUUAAGGUGGAUGUGUUGUUUAUUGAGGAUGACAAUGUUGUUAAAGCCAUUGUAGAUCUUGUUAUGAGUCUAAAUAUUAGAAAAUUGGUGAUUGGAACUACACAAUCUAAUCUAAGAAAGCAUGUGUCAAGAAGGCAAAAUUCUACUGCGGAGAUGGUGUUAAAAAGUAUAGAACAAAGAUGUGAUGUUAAGAUAAUAUGUGAAGGAAGAGAAGUGAUCGAUGAGAUGAUUAAUGGGUGGACUUCACAACAUGAUGAAGGAGAUGGUUUUGUUUCAGGCAAGCCAGUCAUACCUAAAUCAUUUUGGUUAUUUAGGUCCAGAUAUGAUUGGAAUUGGAACUAUGCAAUCUAA
This is a messenger RNA of Lathyrus oleraceus (garden pea), 792 nucleotides long. Its product is annotated as U-box domain-containing protein 35. Lineage: Eukaryota; Viridiplantae; Streptophyta; Magnoliopsida; Fabales; Fabaceae. The coding region runs from base 1 to 792 and encodes 263 amino acids. The record is from RefSeq and is a predicted model, not a curated record. The transcript is spliced from 3 exons.